UUAAAAAAGUAAAUAUGACUUUGAAAAACUACAAUGGUACUUUGUCUGCGUUGGGAUCGAACAUGUACCUCAUGCAUAAAACUUCACUGCUGGUUCGUUCACAGUUAUCAGCUAAUGCAAAAAACAAGAUUCCUGUUGAGAUUCGAACCUAGGACCUGUGACUUGGCAGACCACCGAACAUACCACUAAUCUUACACUACUUUAUAAUCUUAAUUAAUUAACAGGAAAAGCCAAAAUAUGGAUGCAGCGGCAAUAGUUAUUCAGAACGCUAUAGAUCGCCAGAAACCUGCGCAAGAGUUGAUUCUUCAUCACACAUCACCAGUACAGCAAUUUUAUGAUGGAAGCACAAUAUUCAUCACUGGAGGCUCAGGGUUCCUCGGCAAGCAGCUGUUGGAGAAACUCCUCAGAUCCUGUAAAAUAAAAAAAGUAAUCAUGCUGUUGCGACCGAAAAAGGAUAAAACGGUGGAAGAGAGAUUGAAAUACAUUCUAAAAGAUGCUCUAUAUGACACAUUGAGAGAAGAACAACCGAACUUUGAUGAGAAAAUAACUCCGAUAGUGGGUGACGUAGCAGAAGCUGACCUUGGAAUAUCGGAGGAAGAGAGACAGCAAAUCAUUGAAGAGGUUGAUAUUAUAUUUCAUGUGGCAGCUACUAUUGCCUUUCAAGCGCCUCUCCGAUCAGCCACUAUUACCAACAUUAGAGGCACCAGGGAUCUUGUCAAAUUAGCGAAGCAGUGCAAGAAAAUAAGACGUUUCGUCCAUUUUUCAACUGCAUACUCCCACGCCACGUAUAGCCGGCGUGGUGGUGAGGUUCUGGAGCAGUUCUACCCCUGCCCCAUGUCUCCAGACCUCAUGAUAGAGCUGGCCGAGACCCUGGACGAAAAGAGACUGAAUGAUAUUACUGAUGGGUUAAUAAAAGACUGGCCAAACACGUAUUCCUUCACGAAAGCGCUGGCUGAGGAACUGCUCAGGUCCAAGGCUGGGGACCUGCCUGUCAGCAUCAUUAGACCCAGUGUCGUAAUAUGUGCUAGAAGAGAACCGUAUGCUGGCUGGAUUGAUAGAAGCAGUAUUAUGGGACCUAACGGAAUGAUCUUAGGUUGCAUGACGGGUAUCAUUCACGCCUUACACACAGACUUGAAGAUAAAAAUAGAUUUCAUUCCGGUUGACUACGUAACGAACGCGGCGAUAGCUGCAGCCACCACCAGUGACCCUGAACCCAAGAUCUACACGGUCGGGAGUAGCUCCAGGAAUGAUAUUACAUGGGGUAAGGCAUCUGAAGACGGACUUGAAUUUUGUACCAUCUUCUUUAAAACUCGUGAAGUCGUACUUGAGACUUUGAGGGUUCCAGACAAAUAGGCAAAAGGAUUUUUUUUAAUUUCGUUAUUAAUAUGCUAUCAGACAAAUUCAUAUUCUUUAUUGCAAAUCAGCAAUGUAAGAUAAGAUGGUAAUACAAUUAUGAUGGAAGCGAUCGUGGACCCUGAUGGGCUCAGCAAAUGGUAAGUUAGAAGAAAGGAAGGCAUUUGAUAAUGUUUGUCGUGGUCU
Molecule: messenger RNA, 1539 nt
Organism: Trichoplusia ni (cabbage looper)
Lineage: Eukaryota; Metazoa; Arthropoda; Insecta; Lepidoptera; Noctuidae
Product: fatty acyl-CoA reductase wat-like
Exons: 8
Coding region: 238-1353 (371 amino acids)
Biological process (GO): long-chain fatty-acyl-CoA metabolic process
Cellular component (GO): peroxisome
Molecular function (GO): alcohol-forming very long-chain fatty acyl-CoA reductase (NADP+) activity
Source: RefSeq, a predicted model, not a curated record